Messenger RNA from Dichomitus squalens LYAD-421 SS1, 2309 nucleotides. Its product is annotated as HET-domain-containing protein. The transcript has 2 exons. The record is from RefSeq and is a predicted model, not a curated record. Lineage: Eukaryota; Fungi; Basidiomycota; Agaricomycetes; Polyporales; Polyporaceae. Bases 193 to 2160 code for a protein of 655 amino acids.
UCAGAGUAGGCGGAUUUGCCUUGAAUAGCUCGGAACCAUUGCUCCCCGAAUAUUUCCGGAAGUGUUUCCAGAGUUGAUGCGAGAUUGGCAUCAUCGUCAGAAUCGGCCAGGAUCGCUCGUUCUGACCUCCCUUCUUGAUCCCAGGCAGACACAGCAGAGGACGAUCAAACAAUUCUACGACUACAUCGCACCAUGUGGCUGCUCAGUACGCACCGUGCUGAGCUACAUUUCUUUCCAACCGCGAACGACGUUCCGAGAGGAUACGCCAUCCUGUCGCACGUCUGGGAUCACGUAGAGCAGAGCUUCCAGGACGUCCAAGCAUUGCGGGAUCGAUACACUGCUACGGGUCUUAACCCACGCGACUUCGCCUCCCCAAAGAUCCGCAACUUCUGUAUCCUCGCCGAGCAACACGGGUACGACUGGGUUUGGAUCGACACCUGUUGCAUCGACAAGUCCAGCAGCGCGGAGCUCUCUGAAGCAAUCAACUCGAUGUUUCGGUGGUACUCCCUCGCGGAGACGUGCUAUGCGUACCUUGCGGACGUCCCCAGCUACUCCAACGAUCCCGCCGGCAGCCGCGCGUUCCGUCAGAGCAAAUGGCAUACGCGCGGAUGGACCCUCCAGGAGCUUAUCGCGCCCGACGUCGUCGUAUUUCUUUCGUCGGAAUGGAAGGUUCUUGGCACGAGAGCGGGCCUCGCGGAACUCUUACAGGUGGUCACGAACAUCCCCGUGAAUGUCCUUAGGCUGCAGAUGGAGUUGUCGUCGGUCAGCAUCGCGGCGCGCAUGUCGUGGGCGGCGAAGCGGAAGACGACACGUCCGGAGGACGAGGCGUACUGUCUCAUGGGCAUUUUCAGGAUCAAUAUGCCGACACUCUAUGGCGAGGGUCGACAAGCGUUUCAGAGGCUACAGGAGGAGAUCAUGAGGCGCUCGACGGACACAACGCUCUUCGCAUGGGGUACUCCAUCCGAACGACUACCAGAUUUGCUUUGGAAUCUUCAAGACGACCUUUCCAUGGUACACGGUCAUAUUGAGGGGUCGUGUCUCUUCGCAUCGGGGCCGUCUGCUUUCAGGUCAUCAGCCGACGUGGUGUUCACGCCACAUCUACAGAACACGAGCGCGAGGUGGCGCUUGAGCAAGACGCUCACAGUGCCUACGUUCUCCAACAACGCGUAUGGUGUCCGCGCGCACCUACCCGUAAUCGAGACGAAGAUACCAAGGGUCAUCAUCGCUGUGCUGUUCUGCUCAUCGAGCACCCAGAGAUACGGUCUUCUCCUCCAUACUUGCUCUGAAGCCACUAGUCCGCUGGGUUCUCUGUACGACACCGGCAUCCCUACCCUUGAUAGACAAGCGGCCCUUCGACUGGUGCCCCUCGACGAGGACGAUGAUCCGAACCUCGACAAGGUGAUCGACAUGUCGAAAGGUUACGUCGUUGCCGAGUGGAGAGAUGUCUAUAUCCGCGCCCUACAGCCACCCUACCGUACUAUCCAGCGUAUCCCCGUCAACCGCAACACGUCCUUCUACAUUCCGCGCUGGCUACUGAAGGAGUAUGCCGGCCAGCUCAUCCGACAGGGCUCGGGCCCGACGCAGCCCGGCCCCCUCCCAGCCACGUUCCUCUUUUAUGCUGAUCCGAAGCAUCAUUCCUUCCCGUUCCUUCUGAAUGUUGGGCGGUGCACGUACCCAUCUGGGACGCGCUGGGCGAAUGUCGUCCGCUUCGAGAACCGGUCUCCCACUGCGAGCCAAGCGCGCCUCGACAUCGCCCCCUCGCACGACUGCACCCUCGACCACAUCCGUAGUUGGCCGGACCACAUGAGGGAUCUCGAUCUCGCCUUCUCCCCGCCGCCGGAUCCUUGGUGGUCCUCUGACCCCCGCGCCAGAAAUCUCGCGACCAAGUAUUUCACGGUCAAGAUCCGGUUCACUCCGUCGCCGAUCAACGCAGACACGCGCUUGUUGCAUCUGGAGGUUGGAGGAGACAGGACAAUGGUCGAGGGAGGAGAUGCGGGAUCGGACACGCGCUCUCCAGAAGCGGAAAUCGUUCCUCUUCCUCCACUCGAGGUUCGAAGGUCGCAGUCUGGAAUAGGACUCGACGAGCAGCUGCAGGAGUCGGAGGUGCUUGAUCCGAUCAUGACCGAGUUCGAACGGAUUCACGAUGGGCUCCAUGGAUAGUUACCUAAUGACGUUGAUGGCUAUCGGUCGGUUGUGGACUGAAGUAUUCUGGGUCGUGUGCAAUUGUUAUCCGGGCGCCAGCAGGUGUCAGUGACCUUUUUGUGUACUAGGUCCCACUCUCGCGAGCUAGAAUGACGAGUUUCACGUCC